GCGGCCUCGGCAACUGCGUUCUGCGCUCAGCUGUGGAGAUAAGCGCAUCCCUGGAGCAGAAAACUGCCCCCGGCCACAGGCUGUGCUAACCUGGUAUUUCCACCGACUGCCCCAGUAUGUGGAGACGGGAUCGGGCAGGCAACUCUACAGCCCGCAGAAAUAUCAGAUCGUGGAGUCAGCACCCCCAGACCUUUUGAAAACGAUCUCUGGCAAAACAACAAGAGUACAGAUACUGCUGAACCCCCAGAGCCGCGGAGAGGAGCGAAUCCAAAGAACGGGGAUUACUGAUCCGGGUUUCCGCUACUGAAAACGGGGUUCGAAAAACACAAUUUUUAACAAGGUCGCUGUGUUCUCUAUCUGGACAGACAGUGCUGCUGUGUGAAGAUCCAGUCACCCACCAUCCUGCUGAUAUAGGGGAGCCCGGCAUGCACUCACUUGUUGAAUACAGAAAACUGUGUGCUGCGCUAGGAUUUGAUUAAGACGUGAUGCAGAUACAGUCAACACACCAACCGAAGAAUCCGUAGAUGUCCCAUAUUGAGUCCAAUAUGGACCCAAACAUAGUUCAGCAGUGUUGCUGUUAUUGUACUGGAUACAGUGUACAACGUACGAACAAAAGGAUCUACAAUUUAAAAUCGCUACACCGGCAAUUGCAACUUGAACCCCGCACCCAGAAUAGGCACAUCUGAUGCAAAAGGGAUUUUUUUCUGUAACAUUACGAGUAAAUGGAACGUCGCUAAAUUUAAACAACCUCCAAAUAAAACUAACUGUGAGACCAAAACUAUAAUUUAGAGCAGCUGUACAGUACUGUAUAUUCUAGAGAGUGAAAACAUAGCCUUAUUUGGGUAUCGGUUUGACUGUGACAGCUGCGCUACCAAAGCGAAGAAAAUGGAACUGAGGAUCUCGUAAGAAUUAUUUUAGGAUUCAGCACCCCUGCCUAAAACUAAAGCAAGAAACACUUAAACUGGGCUGUUCUGUUAAAAGGCGACUCGCAGCGUGUUUCAGAGCAAGCGUGGUUGAAUUAAGGAGUGUUUUGAAGUGACAAUGAGGGAUCCCAAGACACCUCACCGCCUUCACCCUCACAAUCCGAGCGACUUCUACUCGCUAGCCCUCAAACAGGAAGCGUUUUUAUAAACUUGUGUAUUAAUAUUCAGUUCUGGGCGCAGUAAUGCAUAUAUUAAUUGUUGAAACUUAACAAACCCUCAAUUAAAAAAAUAAAACCGCUCAAGAAGUGAAUGUUACGGGUUUGUGAGUGUUCAACUACUGGUCUUUGUAUGCGCUAGCUUCAUGCACCAAAGGAUUCACUGCACUGAGUGUUUGCAAAGAUCUCUGAGGAGAGUUAAAUAAUUGAUCUCAUUGUAUGAGGACGGGCACAUCGAAUUAUUAUUUUUUUAUAGAAGUGUGAACUUAACGAGCGUACAAAUAAAACCACUGUUUAGUUGCACAGCUUUUUUUUGGAGCUGGUAUAACCAAUCUAGAUCGAUCAAAAACCAUGGACUGUUCAUACGGGGUGCGUUUGUAGUAGGGUAUUCUGUAGCCCCAGCGCAGAAGACAUGGACAAUCCUCCACAGGAGCAAGCUGAGCUGGAUGACAUUCUCCAGAGGCUGAGGGAGGAUGGACAGGAGCCUGGGGCAACGGCGGACGAGCGGCUGCGUCACCUGUGGCGUCUGUACCUGCGCAGCGAGGGUAGCCUGCGCGCCCUCGCUCAGGACCUGGAGGAGGUGCGCUCGCAACAGAUAGCCGAGAUGAAAGAGGUGGAGAACUAUGUGGAUCACAUCCGCAACCUGUCUGAGGAGCGCGAGGCCCUGACCGCUGAGUAUGAGCGAGAGAACGAGCAGCUCCGCGGGGAACUGCAGCAGCUGAGGCUCGAGCAAGAAGCCCAUCUGAAGGAGGUGGAGGAGAUGCUGGAUCAGGAGGGCCUGGCUGAGAUCUCCCACAGCAGCCCCAGCGAGCAGAUCGCCUACCUGCUAGUGGAGAGAGCCACUCUCCUGGAGAAGCUGGAGAGCGCAGAGAGGAAGCUGGAUUCCCAGAGCUACACAGGCAGCCUGCGGGAGGUACAUCUACAGGAGGAGCUGGACCAGAUUCGACAGACACUUGAAGAGGAGCUUCGGCAGCAGAGAGAGUCUAUGCAGCUCACCAAAGAGACCAUGAACAAGGACCCCCUGUCCCCAACCACGAGCUCCUGGAAGAAGCUGUUUGGCGUCCGUACGGCAGCACAGGGCGCCCAUGGUGGUGCUUCAACCCACGAUACCGAGCUGUCGAGUGAGCGGCGGCGGCGGGAGUGUGCAGAGCGGGAUCUGGAUGAAGCGUCUCGCCGGCUCUCCAUGGCGCACAAGGAGAUCCGCAGGCUGACCGACGAGCUGGACAUCGCCAGGAAGGCAGGCAGCGACCCAGAGCUACAGAGAGCACGUCAGGAGGUGGAGCAGCUGCGAGUGGAAGUGGAGGAGCUGAAGGAGAGCGACCUGCUGGAGCUGCAGAAGGCGAAGGAGCACAACGUGAGGCUGGAUAAAGAGAUCCUGUCUCUGAGGAGCCGCGUGCGCUCUCUGGACUCGGAGAGGAAGGCCCUGCUCCAGACGGUGGAAAAACUGAAGAAGGAAGUGCAGGAAAACCAGGUCAGAGAGACUGUGUCAGAGCUGGAGUCUCAGCCUCUACAGUUGAACCAGACUGAACCCAAACUCCUCAGCCAGGAUGGCGCCACUGCCUCCCUGGCACAGACAGCGUGUGCUGGAGACACAGAGAGUGGUGCCCACCAGCAAAUCCAUGAGAGGUGUCAUCAGGAGCUGCAGGACCAGGGCUUCCAGGUUCAAGAGCUGCGCAGGAGGCUGCUCAAGCUGCAGAGAGAGCAUGAGGAGCUCGGGGAGCGCAACGAGGAACUGGAGUCCAUCCUGGGAGAGACACAGAACCGAACCAAAGAGGAGAGGGAGCGAUUCGAGAGCGAGACUGAGGGACUGCACAGGAAGAUCACAGGGCUGGAUGCAGAGCUGUCCAGACUGCGUAAGAAACAGCAGCAAUGGGAGGUGGAGGGCGUGGCUGUGCCCAGCUCUGAGAUGAGUGAUGCAGAGCAGGCCCUGCAGCAGCAGCUGAAGAGCAGCCGGGACAGGGAGGCGGUGUUGGAGGGGUGUCUGACGGAGGAGAAGGAGUGGAGGAAGCAGCUGGAGGCGGAUCUGAGUGCUGCACAGCACGCACUGAAGAAGAGCAAGGAGGAGCUGCAGCAGUGCAGGGCAGAGAUGCAGAGUCUCCGUGCCUCAGUGGAGGAGAGCAGCGUCCUGAAUGCCAGCCUCACCCAGGCCCGGGAGGAGAGGACCCUGCUCGAGAGGAAGGUUUGUGAGCUGGAGCUGAGUGCAAAGCAGCUGGAGGGAGAUGUGGAGCAGCACAGGGCAGCCUGCAGCCUGGCCCAGGAGGAGCUGAGGGGGUGCAGGGAGAGGGAGGCAGAGCUGAGAGGAGAGCUGAGCAGAGCGGAGAGGGAACGCAGCCCAUUGUGGGGGGAGGUGCUGGAGAGCCGUGCCCAGGGGGCCUCCCCUCAGCAGCGACUGAGCGAAAGUGUGCAGGAGCGGCUGACAGUCCAGGAGGAGAGGCAGCGGCUGGGUCUGGAGCUGCAGAGCAAUCAAGAGGUGAGCCACAGACUGAGGCAGGGGGCAGGGAGGGAGGCCAGCCCAGAACAGCCCCAGCACAGGCCUUCCCACAGAGUUACGGAGGAGGGAGUCAACCAGCUGGUCUCUCUGAAGGUGGAAAUGGGUCGCCUGCAGUCCACCCUGGAGGAGGAGCGUCUCCUAGCCAGCCAGCACCAGCUUGCCCUGCAGGCUCAGAUAGGGGAGGGGCAUGGCAGGGCCAAGUCCCAGGAGAGCCUGCUCCAGCAGAUGGGGGAGGAGUGUCGGCAGCUGAAGCAGGACCUGCAGAGAACGCAGAACCUGUUCUCCUCGGCGGAGAGAGAACUGCGAUACGAGAGAGAGAAGAACCUGGACCAGAAGAGACACAGCGCUCUGCUGGAGCAGGAGAACACCAAGGUGAAAGCUGAGCUGAAGCAGGCGCAAUCCCGGCUGGCAGGUGUGGAGCAGGCCAGCGCCUCUCUGAGCGCGGAGCUGGAGAGCAGCCAGCAGAGAGGCCGGGAGCUGGAGCUAGAGCUUCUGCACAGAACUGAGAGCGGCCGAGCCCAGCGCAGCCUGCAGGAGGAGCUGAGGGCAGAGAGCUCCCGCCUACUCAGCGCAGACAAGAAGGUCUGGGAGCUACAGCAGCAGCUGAAGGGAGCUCAGCACCAGCUGCGCCUGGCAGAGACCCGGGUGCAGGAGAUGGAGCAGCUGCAGAGAGAGGCUCGAGACAGCACAGAGAGCCUGGCCACGCUGAGAGGCAGACUGCAGGAGGAGCAGCUCUGCAGGAAGCUGCUGGAGCAGAAGGGGGAGGAGCUGCAGCAGCAGCUGCGCUUGCUGAGGGAGAAGGAGGCAUCUCUGAGUCGCAGCAACACCGAGCUGAAUCAUCGGCUGCACCAGCAGGGGGCGAGGUUGAGCGUGCUGGAGGAGGAGCACAGCACAAUAACAGAUGAGCACCAGCACAGCCAGAAGACCAAUCAGAAUCUGUCUGACCAGCUGUUGUCAUCCCAACAUGAGUCAGAGAGACUCCAGGAGGAGCUCCGGCGAGUUCUGCACCAGCUGGACUCACUCGUCAGACGGUGCAGCGAGAAGCAGGCCAGGCACAAGGCAAAGCUCCGGCGAGCAAAGGAGUUUUUCCUGAGAGAGACAGUGGAGAGAGACGGCAGGAUUAGGAAGCUGGAGAAGGAUCUGAUGCUGGCGAGGAGCCUGGCCGAGAAGGAACAGGAAUGGAUUAGGAAAGUGACAGAUGUGAAUGAGAAACUUCUGGUGGAGAAACGGGAGCUGUUGAGACGUCUGAGUGAGGAGGAGGAGUUGGGACAGACCUGCACUCGCACCAUCUCCACCAGACAACACAGGUUGAACUGCCUGGAGGAAGAGAACAGGCAGCUCCAGGAUAGAACCCUGCGGCUGUCCAAUCAGGUCGGAGUGUUGGAGCGCACUCUGAGGAGUGUCCAGUCUGUCUGCGGUAUGGAGGAGCUCAAAAAAGCCUUUCCCACCAAAAGCCUGCUUUUGAACGGCAGCCUUCUGCAGUCCAGCAACACCAGUCUGACCACGGGGGUGUGUGACACUCUGGGGAUCCUGGAUGCUAUCCACAAGGUGAAGGCCAGCGAGCCGCCAGAGAGCCUCAAGUCCUCCUUCUCCACCCUCCGCUCCCAGCCCUCGGACAUCGGAUACCUGAACCUGAGCUUCCCCUCAGCCAGGCCAGGCUCCCAUGACCCCGAUGAGAGCCCAAGUCUGGGCAGUGACGAGGUGUGAGCCCCCUGGAAGGACAGCUGCAAGGGUGCUAGGGACCAGGAGGGACACAGGGCAGGCAGGAGGGACCAGGAGGGACACAGGGCAGGCAGGAGGGACAGCGGGCAGGCAGGAGGGACACAACGGGGAGGCAGGAAGGCACCUGGCAGGCAGGCCCGUCUCUCCUAGAUCUCAACUCCAGGCUGGAAAUCGGCUCCCCUGGGCUGGAAAUAAAGCUGACAGGAGACAAACCAGUGGUCAGUUACUGUGUACUCUUGAGUUUUCCUUCCACGACAAUCUGCCCCAGACUAGUUAGUGUUGAGAGAAAUCAUGUCAUUGUAAUGAGCUAGUCCAGCUAAAGGAAUUAGUAAAGAUAUGCUUGCUGUAUAAAAACUGUAUGCAAUGUAGGAGACUGUACUAUGUAUAAUGAAACUGACAUAACCGUUGUCGAAGCAGCAAAUCAGCAGAACACGCCAGGCAUGCCCAGAAUAGCUCCUACCUUUUAGACAGGUGUUAUAUUUAAAUGAUCAUGAUGAGAAAUUCUGUAUCCUGUUUCUAUAUUUUAAAUGUUGGGACAAUCCGUGUGACUCCCAGUGUUUGUACAGGGAGUCAUUUCUGUUGGACUAAAGUAAAGCACUUUCAGCAGACAGGAGAAACUGCCUGCCCAGGUUUACAAGUAUUGAGAAGAAGGCUCUGUUAAUAAUCAAGUGAUUAACAGUCCAACGUUAUGACUAAUUAGAAAGGCAGAAGCAGCCCUGUAAAAACAAGAUAAGAAGCAUUAUGGCAUGAGACUAUCUGUGAACUUUCAUACCUUGUUGAUAUCUUUGUUGAUCAUGUUUAGAAAUGCUUUUUAAUAGAUUCUAGUUUUUAUUUCCAGAAAAGUUACAAUGAGAAGUGUUCUUUAUUUUCAUAUCACAAAACUGCCGUAUCAGAUUUCAUUCCAUCAUGAACUGCUACCACUGCUUCUCUAUUUAUUCAAAACGUGUUUGUGUUUUUGGACUGAAAUAGCAGAGUGUUGCCCCAGUCACAACUGUAACAAGGAUACAUUUUAGAUAUGAUAAAUAGGAAACAGAAAAACACCCAUGAAAUACAAUCAAACCCACCUAAUAUCACUCCAGUUGGUGCUACCCUCUGGGUAUUAUCACCCCGUUGAAAUGCCCCAAACACUAGAAUUUAAGGUGAGUCAAUGGGGACAAGUUCCUGAUAACAAUAGACCAGUUUACAUGUUGGUUUGUUUCACGUGAAUGGACAAUGCGUGUGAAACUUGGCAGGGAAAGCUUGUGAAAAUGUCCCAAAAAACGGUCUCAGUAUUUUACAAUAAAAGUCUCAAUUUCUUGUGAGAUUCCAGAAAAUGCUUGUGCAAUCAAUGCCCACUUACACAUGUAAACAUGAGUUUCUCGUGAGAAUGUUAAUUAGCUUGUUCAAGUUCUUUUCUAAAGCCGCUAUAAAGUCACAUUGGAAUAAGUAACCCCACUUUUUUCUCUGUCUUCCCAGAACUUCAUAAUGCUAAUCAUACAUGGAUCUAAAUGUCUUUGUAAAGUAUCAUACAGAUUGCAUUUACCAAGUUUCUAUUUAAAACUAUUACAAAAA
Molecule: messenger RNA, 6902 nt
Organism: Polyodon spathula (Mississippi paddlefish)
Lineage: Eukaryota; Metazoa; Chordata; Actinopteri; Acipenseriformes; Polyodontidae
Product: coiled-coil domain-containing protein 30-like
Exons: 28
Coding region: 1551-5336 (1261 amino acids)
Source: RefSeq, a predicted model, not a curated record